Danio aesculapii is the source of this 1195-nucleotide messenger RNA. It is a transcript of the gene rab21, whose product is annotated as RAB21, member RAS oncogene family. The transcript has 7 exons. The record is from RefSeq and is a predicted model, not a curated record. The coding region runs from base 215 to 865 and encodes 216 amino acids. Gene Ontology annotation, molecular function: GTP binding; GTPase activity. Gene Ontology annotation, biological process: Rab protein signal transduction. Lineage: Eukaryota; Metazoa; Chordata; Actinopteri; Cypriniformes; Danionidae.
UCACAGAGCUGAACGCCAUUAUACUGAUGGCAGAUCUUCAUCUGGAGUGAAAUAGAGUUCAACAGGAGAAAAACAGCGCGGAUUUAACGCGAGGCCUAGAUCGCUGGCUCUUUUGUGCGCUCGUCGACGUCUUCGGUAGAUCUCUAUGGCUGCCGCGAGAGGUUAGAGGCUCGAACCAGGCUUUGUUUUUCUUCCGUCGGGCGAGAGUUUGGCCAUGGCGGCGGCUGGAGGGAAGACGUACUCGUUCAAGGUGGUGCUGCUGGGCGAGGGUUGCGUCGGGAAAACAUCUCUGGUGCUGCGAUACUGCGAGAACAAAUUCAACGACAAGCACAUCACCACACUUCAGGCAUCGUUCCUAACAAAGAAGCUCAACAUUACAGGAAAGAGAGUAAAUCUGGCUAUAUGGGAUACGGCUGGUCAGGAGCGUUUUCAUGCCCUUGGACCCAUCUACUACAGAGAUUCCAACGGCGCGAUAUUGGUGUACGACGUCACAGAUGAGGACUCUUUUCAGAAGGUGAAGAACUGGGUAAAAGAAUUAAGGAAAAUGUUGGGGAAUGAAAUCUGUUUAUGUAUAGUAGGUAAUAAAAUAGACCUUGAAAAAGAGCGGCAUGUUUCAGUCGAGGAAGCAGAGGGAUAUGCAGAGUCCGUUGGAGCGAAACACUAUCACACAUCCGCCAAAUUAAACAAAGGCAUUGAGGAGCUGUUUCUGGACCUGUGUAAACGCAUGAUGGAGACGGCUCAGCUGGAGGAGCGGUCGAGGGGGAAUGGAGCCAGUCACAGCAGCACAGGCCGGAGGGGUGUACAGAUUGUGGACGAUGAGCCGCAGACCGCCGUCCCAGCCGGAGGCUGUUGCACAUCCGGCUAAAACGCAGUUUACCCCACUUUUACCAUACCUGGGACUGAUAACAGCCUCUCUCUCUCUCUUUUCCUCGCGCUCCUCCGUGUAAGAACAGCCACUGCUACACUUAACUGCAACUGCUCCACACUCGUUUCUCUAACUCGUUCCUCCUUCGAACGGUUGAUUAAUAACAAUCCCACCCUUCGUCUGCCGACUCCAGGGGCCGAAAAGAUGCCAGAUUUGACCUGCGCUGAUUAACCACUCAAGAAAAUGAUUACAAAUGGGAUUUAGUGCUGUCAAACGGUUGUGUUUACAUAAUGAAUGUGUACUCUCUGUGCAUAUAUAUAUAUAUAUAUA